CGCCUUAAAAACCGGAGCUGACACUUCGGUCGCCGCCGCGGUGAGCAGGAUCCGACGUCGCUGCGGUUACCCUUAACGACCUCGCAGACCCCCCACAGCCAUGGCCAGCAAAGGCUUGCAGGACCUGAAGCAGCAAGUGGAGGGAGCGGCCCAGGAAGCCGUGACUGCGGCCGGAGCAGCGGCUCAGCAAGUGGUGGAUCAUGCCACAGAAGCAGGGCAGAAAGCCAUGGACCAGGCGGCCAAGUCUACCCAGGAAACCAUCGACAACACUGCUAAGCAGGCCUCUGAGACUUUCUCAGGUCUUGGGAAAAAAUUCGGCCUCCUGAAAUGACAGAGGGGAGACACGGGUGACUCUCCUCCAAGCCCUGAGCUCUGGUCAGCGGCUGCCCCCUGGCCUCAGCCUCAUUAAAGCACGUGUUCCUA
Messenger RNA from Ceratotherium simum simum (southern white rhinoceros), 423 nucleotides. It is a transcript of the gene ADIRF, whose product is annotated as adipogenesis regulatory factor. NCBI's taxonomy places the organism in Eukaryota, Metazoa, Chordata, Mammalia, Perissodactyla, Rhinocerotidae. The record is from RefSeq and is a predicted model, not a curated record. Gene Ontology annotation, cellular component: nucleus. Gene Ontology annotation, biological process: positive regulation of fat cell differentiation.